AUGUUUAAACAAAUAUUAAUAGCCACUGUUUUAAUUGUAGCUUUUUCGGCCAUCUCUUGCAACUCUUUGCAAAUUGCUCCAACUUGUUCAUCAUGUUAUUUAUCAAUGGAUACCUCUAUCUAUUAUUUGAACAAAAUGAUUAACAAUGGCGGUGCCCCAGCUGGAACCUCAUUCAACAUUACCAUGAAAUACUAUGGUAAUAUCCAAGCUGGUGUAGCUCAAGUUACCGUUUACUCUCCAUCUGGGUCACCAAUGGUCAUUUCACAAAGACUCUUGGUCAAUUUCGAUGGUAGCGAUGACAUGAACUUCCAAAUAAAUUCUAGUCCAACUUCAGAUACUGGUUCCUACCAGAUUACCAGUCUUAUUUGUGCUGAAUCAUGUCAGUCAAACGACAAUAAUGCACAAGUUUUGGACAAGAGUUCUGAAACUUUUCAAAUUUUCCCAUCACACCAUAUAAAUAACUAA
Molecule: messenger RNA, 465 nt
Organism: Cavenderia fasciculata
Lineage: Eukaryota; Evosea; Eumycetozoa; Acytosteliales; Cavenderiaceae
Exons: 2
Coding region: 1-465 (154 amino acids)
Source: RefSeq, a predicted model, not a curated record